AUGCCCCAUAUCAAGCGCAGCGCGACAUGCACUGUCGGCCUCGAAUACGACAGCACCGAUAUCCCCGGCGGUGACCCCAUGUCCGGCGCGGGAGCCAGCACACCCAUCAACUCCAUGCAGGGCUUCUUCGGCGACGAAAACGGCAAUGAUAGAUAUUGGUCCGUUUACCAGGACGGGGAUUGGUAUCAUUCCAACGGCACAUACAACACCUCUACUGGCUCGUCUACUAGUUGGUAUAUCCGCACUGAGGAUCCCAUGGCUAGCGAUUGCAUUGCUACAUACGGGGGUACGACCUUUGAUAGCAAGAAGGUUAAUGACUCGAUCUGUCAUACGUACAGUGGUGGUGGCGCUUUUACGGCGGACUAUGGGUGCCGCGCAUCCUUGCACCAAGUGAGAUCCCCGGGCUACCGGAUUCUGGAACGGGCCACUGGCGAGUCUGUGGCUCAAAUGUCUCAUGGAGGCAGCCGGACUGGGCUGUGA
Messenger RNA from Penicillium riverlandense, 480 nucleotides. RefSeq lists its product as uncharacterized. The coding region runs from base 1 to 480 and encodes 159 amino acids. NCBI's taxonomy places the organism in Eukaryota, Fungi, Ascomycota, Eurotiomycetes, Eurotiales, Aspergillaceae. The record is from RefSeq and is a predicted model, not a curated record. The transcript has 2 exons.